AUCGACAAGGUCCAUGUAACGGCGUUAACUAACGGCAUCAUAUGUCUGGACUGGUGAAAUCUCUCUACCCUUCUUCUUCUUCUUUUUCUACUUCUUCUCGAUCUCGAAAAUGGGGUUUAUUUGACAGAAGCGCCUAUACUUCUUCUCAGCCAAUACCAAAGCCUUAUUGAUUUUCAGGCGGGAUUUCUGAAUUUGAUGUGGAUUUACCGUGAUUAGGCCAAAGGCGUGGAAUUGCUCGUGAAAAUCGACGUGAAUUUCUGGUGGAGGCUUGUCAGAUCGUGCAAAAUGAAGAUAUCAUUGAGUUGUAUCUAUGGAUUUGUGGAUUGACAUUCUAAUCUCUGUCGCUUUAGGUUUGAUGAUGGAGUGUUGCUUUUAGCCCUGUGGGAUAUACGCGGGAAACAAAGGCGUAAAAAUAAGAAUUGUCGUAAGAAAUAUGGGGGAGAUGCUCCUCACUGCACUUUCUAUGGAGAAUUAUCACCCAUCCACGCUUCUGUCCAUGGAUUCGGGAGCUUUUACUCCUGAAGAAACUGAAAGAGAAACGAACCGGUCUCCUGUCUUGCUUUCAGGUGCACCCGAUAUCAAUCUCCCACUCUCAUCUGAAGCUAGUCCUCCUCCAUUUUCAUGGAACGACCACUGUGACAUCUUAGAUGUUGGACUCAGGCCUCCGAUUUACGAGUCCGUGGCUGUUGUUCACGUGCCCAAGUCUGCGAAGAAGUACAGUAAGCGUGUGGAUAGUGUGUGGGGUGCUUGGGUUUUCUUUAGUUUCUGCUUCAAACCCGUCUUGAAUGAGAAGUCCAAGACUAAGAUAACGAGGGAUUGCAACAACAGUUUGUCUGGGUACGGGAAAUCUGACUUACAGCUCGAUUCAUUCUUGGUCCAGCACGAUAUGGAAAAUAUGUACAUGUGGGUAUUCAAGCAAAAGCCCGAUAAUGCACUUGGUAAGAUGCAGCUACGGAGUUACAUGAAUGGCCAUUCCCGUCAGGGCGAGCGUCCUUUCCCUUUCAGCGUGGACAAAGGUUUCGUCCGCUCUCAUAGGAUGCAGAGGAAACACUAUCGCGGCCUUUCUAACCCACAGUGUCUACACGGGAUCGAAGUUGUUCGGUCGCCAGGCCUUUCCAUGCUCGAUGAGGACGAAAAGAAACGAUGGAUGGAGCUCACGGGUCGAGAUGUCAACUUCUAUAUCCCGACCGAAGCAAGUGAUUACGGCUCAUGGAGGAACCUCCCCCACAUGGAAUUUGAGCUUGAACGACUACUUCCUCUGCCGCCUAAAGCCAACGGCCACAUCCAAGUGAAUAAACUCAACGGUCCUUGUCUGAAUCUGUCUGCUCAUUCACCAGACCACGCAGCUAAUGCCAUGGAUAUUGUAUACCAACCCCAUUGUAGCAACAACAAACGCCGAAAGGACUGUCUCGUUCCUGCAAACGGGGAAGAAUCCUAUUCAACCGAGUUGCCAUCAUGGUCAAACGAGUUCACCGGGGUGAUGAAGAACAACAUGUACGGGCCAGUCACGGCCGCCAAGACGAUAUACGAAGACGAGAACGGGUUCUUGAUCAUCGUCAGCCUGCCACUGAUCGAUCUAGGGAAGGUGAAAGUGACAUGGAGGAACACUCCGAGACAUGGAAUAGUGAAGGUAUCGUGCGUGAGCACCUCGUGUAUGCCAGUCAUCAAGCGACACGAGCGUACAUUCAAGCUAUCGGACUCGGCACCCGAACACUGUCCGCCGGGUGAGUUCAUCCGGGAAAUCUUCUUACCAAGCCGGAUCCCGGACAAUGCGAAGCUGGAGGCUUACCGGGACGAGACGGGGACAAUGUUGGAGAUUAUGGUGCCUAAACAUAGGACGGGUCCUCAAGAACACGAAGUCCGUGUUUGUCUCCGCCCGUUUGAGCUCGAGUAACUUGUCAUUACCAUUGUUAUUAUUAGAUACAUUUGAUUUUUUUUAUCAGAUUUUUUGUUGUACAACGUUUUUUUAUUGGUUCUUUGUUUGUGUUUUGAUACUCUCAGUGAAAUUAAAUCGAGAUUAAGAUACGAUUCAGUUCAAAAGCA
Messenger RNA from Tarenaya hassleriana, 2043 nucleotides. RefSeq lists its product as uncharacterized. Bases 434 to 1894 code for a protein of 486 amino acids. NCBI's taxonomy places the organism in Eukaryota, Viridiplantae, Streptophyta, Magnoliopsida, Brassicales, Cleomaceae. The transcript has 2 exons. The record is from RefSeq and is a predicted model, not a curated record.